Molecule: messenger RNA, 2556 nt
Organism: Musa acuminata AAA Group (dessert banana)
Lineage: Eukaryota; Viridiplantae; Streptophyta; Magnoliopsida; Zingiberales; Musaceae
Product: serine/threonine/tyrosine-protein kinase HT1-like
Exons: 3
Coding region: 345-2291 (648 amino acids)
Biological process (GO): protein phosphorylation; signal transduction
Cellular component (GO): cytoplasm
Molecular function (GO): protein kinase activity; ATP binding
Source: RefSeq, a predicted model, not a curated record
CUGGUCAUGGAAUACGACCUCUUCUUUACCUUUUCCUAAUAAAAAUCCCUUCUUGGAAUCAUUUCCUGCUUUUUUUAUAGGAUUUCCGAAAGGUAUAUGAGAGGUUGGGAUCGCAUCUCCUCCUCCCACUGGGGUUUUAAUUUUGUUUCGUUGUGGGCGGAUUCAUCUGGUGCAGGGCAUCUUCGAGUCUUCGCUUUGGUGUUCUUCGACCCAAUCGGUGGACAGAAGAUUUUGAUAUGGAAGAGACCGGAGAUCCGGAAGCCCUUCCUUCGUUGGUUUUUUAUGGGAUUCGAGGCUUUGCUGCCGGGAUUUGAUUCAUUCGGUGUGCUAAUUGGUGGGCAGUAAUGGAGGAAGACGGCAGCUCCUGGGUGAGGAGGGCAAAGUUCUCUCACACGGUUUGCCACAGGUUAGAUUCUGCUAAGCUGCCAUCGAUCCCAUUGCUCGUCAGAUCUGAAAGUAGUCUCGAAUUGAGGCCGAGAAGGACCGCAGAAGCAUCAAAUUUGGCUUCAGUUUCGUUGCCGGUCAAUCGAGGUGCAGCACCGAAGGCAACAGGCUCGAUCACUCAUUCUACUAGCUUGCCAUCAUUGCAUUUGUUGCUACAGGAUGGCCAUCAUGGAAUAAAGACAGAGAAGUCGAGCUCGGUGAUUCCUACUUCUUUGCACUCUGAGCAAGUACCUAAGACAGGGGCCACAAAUUUGAUUCUAGAAUCUUUAAUCUCUCCUCGGAAAAGCGAUAAACAUCCUAAUUUGAAGCUGAAGGGGUUGAGUAGUUAUGAGUUUUCGAACUUUGCUUCUCAUCCUGAUCGAGAAACUAAGGUGAAACCAAAGAAUUUGAGUCUGGGAUCUUCUGCCUUCACUUCUCAGCGUGAUCUAGAUCAAAGAUUGAAGCCUAGGAGCUCCAAUUCUGGCACAACAUUGUUUUCUAGGCCUUCAAUUAAGUCCCACCUGAAUUCUCAUUCUCAGAAGUCUGGUACUUACAUGGAUUGGAAGAAAUUUAAACCGAAGCAGAGGUCUGAGUCUCCUCUACCAAGAACCUCCAUUUCAGAUGUCUUCAGAGAAGCUAAGGCAAAUAAGAAGAGGUUCUCAACUCCACCACCUAAGAGGAGAGGAUCAGAUAAGAGUGCCUUUAGCAAGUUAUUUUCAAGAGAAGUCCAUGAUCAUGUGAUCUUUCACUCACCACCUCCCGAAACAAGUCCUCUACAUCACUUCUCGCUAAUGAAAGAGUCGGACAAGCAUGAGAGUCAGAAGGAGGCUUUAUGGACGAGAUAUUUCGAACAUGGUGGGGGGAAGGUAAAUGCUGUCGAAGCUCUGGAAGAGUGGAUGGUUGAUCUUUCUCAGUUGUACCUUGGGCAUAGGUUUGCUUCUGGAGCUCAUAGCAAGUUGCAUCAUGGUAUCUAUAAGGAUCAGCCAGUGGCAGUAAAGUUUAUCAGACAACCUGAUGAUGACGAAAAUGGGAUGAUGACUGCUCGCCUUGAGAAACAGUUCACGAGGGAAGUCACUCUUCUCUCUCAUCUCUAUCACCGAAAUGUGAUUAAGCUGAUAGCGGCAAUUAAAAAACCACCAGUCUUUUGCAUUAUCACUGAAUACCUUUCAGGAGGGUCACUGAGAGCAUUCUUACACAAACUCGAACACAAAUCUGUUCCUCUACAGAAACUUGUUGUGAUCGCUCUGGAUAUUGCACGGGGAAUGGAAUAUAUUCACUCGCACGGGGUUAUUCACCGGGACUUGAAACCUGAGAACAUUCUUUUUGAUCAAGAAUUGUGUGUAAAAAUUGCUGAUUUUGGAAUUGCUUGCGAGGAGGUUUAUUGUGAUACUUUAGCAGAGGACCCUGGAACUUUUCGUUGGAUGGCACCUGAGAUGAUUAAACACAAGCCUUAUGGACACAAAGUCGACGUCUACAGUUUUGGGUUGGUCCUAUUGGAGAUGGCAACUGGAAGUAUCCCUUAUGAGGAGAUGACACCUAUCCAAGCGGCUUUUGCUGUGGCUAAUAAGAACUUGCGGCCUGUUGUUCCCCCUGAGUGCCCGGCAGCCUUACGAGCCUUGAUCGAGCAAUGCUGGGCGCUCCAACCAGACAAAAGACCUGACUUUUGGCAGAUUGUGAAGGUUUUGGAACAAUUUGAGUCUGCUCUCGCUCAAAAUGGCAUGCUUGACACUGUUGCAAACAUGAACUGCGAAGAUCAUAAGAACCGACUUCUUCACUGGAUCCAAAAGCUCAAACCUACACAUGCUGAUGGGUAUGGGUCAGGGCUUCCGAUCACCAAGCUUUCGCCUUCCAUGCCCAAACUCUUGUAGCGCUUGCUCGGCUCGUGCUUCUGGAUUUUGUUUCUUCACCGUGUAAUCAACUAUCUUGUCUGUUUUAGUGCCACAAUGGGGAAAUCUGCAUGAGUGACAAUGUACAUAGAUUGACUUGUUGUUACUAGGAUCCCAUCCGUGUGGGGAACUAUCACUGAUCUAACCAACCAUUCCCUGCUUGUUUAAAUUGAUAUGCAGAAGGUUCUUGUGGACUCUCUUUCAGACUUCAUACUGUAACUAUAUGUAUGCAUAUGCAAUUUUGUGU